GCCUACCAUGCUCCCUUGCCACUCGUCGCUGCUCCAGAUCAUAGACUCGGUGUCCACUGCUGUACCAUCUGUCAUCUCGCUUCUUGAAACAUGUCGUCGAACUCGGAGCUGAGUCUGACUGACGCUUUCGCGCUUCUGAAGCUCCCCUCGACCGCGUCAGCCGGUGACAUCCGCAAGUCCUACCGCACCCUCUCCCUCUUGUAUCAUCCCGACAAAGCAAAGGAUGUAUCGGCAGAAGUCGCGUCGGAUCGCUUUCACAACCUACACAAGGCCUAUGAGCUCCUCUCCGACCCAGUCGUCCGCGAGAAGCUUGCUAGACAGGCCGCAGAAGAGGACAAGCGGAAGGAGAGGGUCGGAAAGUUCGAGCAGGAGAGAAAGAAGAUGAGCGAAGCCUUGGAGCAAAGAGAGCGAGAAGAGGCUCAGCGGAGGAGGAAGGAGCAUGAGGCGUCAAGACAGAGAGAGCUGGAUCUCGAGAGAUUGAAGGAGGAGGGCCGGAAGAUGAGGGAGGCCAAGAGCCAGGCGCGGACGAAGCAGCAGGAAGAAGAGGCGGUGAAGGUCAGAUUGGCAAGACAACAAGCAGAGGACGCUAGUAGAGCCAGAGCAGCUGAGCGCUCAAGAGACGAUCCAUCGGAGCCUUCUCUUGGUCCCCUGGAUACGACGGUCCGCCUGCUGUAUCCGACCUCGCUUCAUCAAGCGCUAUCCACCUCUCUAGGCAACACUCUCACAUCCCGCUUCGGCGGUCUCAUCAACCUCCGAUUGACAGUCCCUCAGGAGAGCGACGAUAUUCCAGCAUCGAACAAGCGCAAGAGGCUCAACGAAGUGACCUGCUUAGCCACAUUCGAAGAGAUGUCUUCAGCUAUCCGCCUCGUCGAGGGAGGCUCUGACUUUCGACUGGCUGAGGUAGUACAAGCAACGGGCAGCGCGGCAGAGCAGCUGGACCAGGUGUGGGUCGAAUGGGCAGCCGCAAAAGACCUCGCGAGGAAGAGAAAAGAAGCGAGGAAACGGGGUACCGCCUCGACAGAAUCCACAGAAGUCAAGCCUCCUGCCGGUGCAAAGCUAGGCGAGCCGGCGAGAGUCACUUGGUGGCGGUCGUAUGUUCCCGAAAAGCUUGCGGAUUAUACCACAAAUGGCGUCGCGGCUUAUCACUCAGGACAAGUGUAUGCAGAAAGUCCACAGAAGAGACAGUCAUCUACGGCGGGGGCAGCCGACUUUGAGUCAGAUGUCCUGCGUCGGGCGAUGGAGGCAGCAGUAAGCAAGAAAGAGAGUGCAACAGACGGAGACGGAGAAGGAGACGUAGAAAGGACGGCGUAGUAGGGGGAAGUUCCAUUUUUCUUCGUCACAUCAGACUGUACUAUACUAUCAACCCAAUGAUACCCGCUCUGUUUCUCGCUG
This is a messenger RNA of Microstroma glucosiphilum, 1392 nucleotides long. RefSeq names its product DnaJ-domain-containing protein. The transcript has a single exon. Gene Ontology annotation, biological process: spliceosomal complex disassembly. NCBI's taxonomy places the organism in Eukaryota, Fungi, Basidiomycota, Exobasidiomycetes, Microstromatales, Microstromataceae. The record is from RefSeq and is a predicted model, not a curated record. Bases 91 to 1311 code for a protein of 406 amino acids. Gene Ontology annotation, cellular component: spliceosomal complex.